UUCUUGUUACUCUCAUCUGAGACUCGUAUUGUCUCUUCAUAAUUUGCUUAGUUAGAGAGCUUUCAUUCGUUACCUUCCCAUUUCACUGAAUCCUCGUGUUUCUGGGUCAAAUUUCAUCUGGGUUUUCUUGAUAUAUACUUGCAUGGAGUCCAUUCCCAACUCAUCAUCUUCACCUGUACUGUGAGAAUGGGUCUCAUUUCAGCAUCUGGGUUCCUUAGAUUUCAGCUCUAACCAGUAACCAGACACUCACCACAAUUUUGCUUCUGGGUCCACCAAAAACUUUGAUCUUCUGAGUUGGUUUUUAAGCUUUAAACUGUACCAACAUGAGUAAUCUUCAAUCAACCUGCCAAUUCUUCACUCCAUUUCCGAGAGAGGGUCAAGAAUUCGAAGCUGUAUCGGACACUGAACCCCACCAAGCUUUCAAGAAACCCAGAGUCUCUAAGGUUGGGUCAGACUCGAUGGUUAUUGAGAGAAGAUAUAAGUGGUUGCAUUACAAGACCCGACUGUGCAAUAACUUCAAACGGGGUCGUUGCCUUUAUGGUGAGGCGUGUCUCUAUGCUCACGGCAUUGAAGAAAUCCGCAACACUUUGGGUAGUUCGGCGAAUGAGAAGGGCAUGUUGGGUAGGACUGAGUAUGCUCGUCACAGAACUUGUGAUGAACUUCGACUUUGCAAGUUGUUCUUGAAUGAGGGGAAAUGCACAUAUGGAGAGAAAUGCCGCUUUCGUCAUGUGAUUCCGAAAAGUAUCAGAGAUGAGUCAGUGAUCAUUUUGACUAGUGGGUCUAAAGGGUCUCAAAUUAGUGGCUCUGGGCAAUUUGGGGGCAAGAGGUCUUUGGGUUUGGAUGUUGACACUAAUGGAGUGAGUGGAGGCAGGCAUUUUAGGCAACAGAGCUCUGUUGCAGCUGGAAGAGGGAUGCUGAGUAAUACCUGCAUGGCUAGUGGAAGCUUUGCUCAUGGACAUGCCGUGCUCAGGAAGCUCUGUGGCUACACUACCAGGGAGACUAAACAUUUAAAGACUUUUACUACUUCUAGGGAAUUGCAAGUUACGGACGGCAACUUCAACUGGAAUGAACUUGAGAAAAUGAGUCGCAUCUAUGCUGAUUGGAUUGAAGAAAUUCCUCUUGUACAUAGGAAGAUGGAGUUCUGAGUUUGAGUGCUUCAUGGGAAAGAUUUAUUGGUUCUGUUUCUCUUGUUCGCUUCUAUGGAUAUUAAGUGUGUUGUGUUUUCCUCUAACACCUUAGUUUUUGAUGAAUGGAUAAGGGACUGAUUUUGUUCUCAAGGCAUGGCAUGGUAUUCUGGACACGGUUCAUAGGAAGCCAGCUCUGCUGAAUCAGGAAAAUUAUAUUUCACUAGAAUACAUGCUACCCCAAGUGUGUACAAAACGGAUGUGGAAUAUCUUUUUUCUGAAUUUUUUUUCAAUUGUCAAAGUGUAUGGUUUCCUUUUACUAGAUGCUUUGUGAAUAGUUAAUGUGGCAAAAUUAUGUUUGUGCGAAAUCUUAGAAAUCUCAUUAGUUCAACAUCCUAUUUGGUACCUUUAAGAAUGGUCCUUAAUAUAAGCUUCUGUGAGUGUGUGCACGCGCUUGCAUUGUUGCAUGUGGCUUCUCUAAUUCACCUUAUGAGUAUGCCAGCAUUCACAAUGUUAUGCUCCUCUUCUGACUAUUUAUUGUGGUUGAUGUGAACAAAAAAUGUGUAAUGCUUGUUACUUCUUUUGCUCAAGGUUAGCUGGUAGCAUAACAGACAACCGGAGCAGUUCCUGAUAUUGUCUUACAGCCAAUACUUGGUCUAUCUCUACUUUAAUGUUUUACUCCACUUGUAAGUUUUCAUGGUUGGAAUAGAAAGGUCAGUAGACAUGCUAUUUGUAGCAGGUCUUCUCUUUGACGAAGUUGUAGCACUAAAAGCUGCAAAUACAGGGCAUUUGUUGCUCAUGGUUGCAGAUAUUGCCUGUGUAGAUUUGGGUCUGCAUAACGAAACAGGGCUUGAUUUUAGCAUUUGGAAGGGAUACAGUUAUC
Molecule: messenger RNA, 2007 nt
Organism: Rosa chinensis
Lineage: Eukaryota; Viridiplantae; Streptophyta; Magnoliopsida; Rosales; Rosaceae
Product: mRNA decay activator protein ZFP36L3
Exons: 2
Coding region: 324-1145 (273 amino acids)
Molecular function (GO): metal ion binding; mRNA binding
Source: RefSeq, a predicted model, not a curated record